GGUGUGAUGCUCGGUGGGUGGGGUGUUCAGGGUACGUGCAUGUAGCCGGACUGUUCUCCAUGUGAUUAUCUUGUACAAGCGUACGAUUUUCAAUCAGCUGAAACCGGAAUCACGACAACCACAUAUUUCAUACCGGAUAUAGUCUAAGCAUAUUUCGUGGAGCUAUUUUUACUUGCGGUGAAUAAAAGGAUAGUCAUGAUCGUGACAGUCAAUGUGAAACAUUCAUAAUUCAGAUGAAGGCUCAUUACAUACAACCAACAGAUGGAUAUAAACUUCCCCAAUGAAGGAAGGGAAACAUUCAAUGUGGGAUAAAAAAGACUGACAUUGACGAAGGCGGUGGUCCCUCUGUGUUCAGUUCUGCUGAUUAACGGAUGGUGUCUGACAAGGCUGACUAAGGGAUCUCCGUGGAUGAACUCUGCGAUGAUGUCCGCUUCAGAACCCCUGAUUGAGCCGCAAGAAAUCGCACGGGAGGGGGGAUAUGGCGCUAUAACAAGGGAUGCCGAGGAACCUGCACAGGAGCACAGAGGGUUACCCCAGGAGUCCUGGACGCAUCUCGCCCCGAACAGGGUACAACUAGCCAAGGGUCCAAAUAGCUACAUGUGCUAUGCAAUUCUGUCAGCCAUAUUUUGCUGUUUCCCUCUCGGAAUCCCAGCCGUGUAUUAUUCCUUCAAGGUGAGGGAACACAGUAAGAAGAUGGACUGGCCCAAAGCAAGAAAAGCAGCAUACCGGUCCAGGUACCUGAUUCAGAUGGCGGUGUCCCUCGGUAUGGUCCUGUGGUGUCUUGGGCUGGUGGUGUUCAUUGCCAUUACCAAACCAAGAGCAUGACCCUGCAUCAUUCAAGGCAUCAGAACAAACUUUGUUUUGACUAGUUGUGUUUGUUAUAACGCCGCAAUAAACAAUAUUUCAGCUUUCAGUGAUCCGUCUGGACCAGACAAAACCCGUGAUUGAUAUUAUGAGCUUUCUGGGUACGCUGACAAUGUCGACCAAAUCACCGAGCCUGACCACCCGAUCCACUAAAUCUGCUGAUUCUAACCCGGAAUCACCACCGAGGCCGAUACUAGUACCCAUAUGGAAAGACUUAUUUCUUCUAGGAUCCAGUUAUUCAUACUUAAAAAUCCAGCGUUUUAUAUCUACAUUUAAUUAUUAAUACCCUGGACCAAUUCGGCAUUCGUUUCGGAAUGAUGUCACCACCCUCAUCACAGCUAUCUCUGACCGAGCACACAAUUCAUCUCCUUUAGGGGAGUAACUUGAUAGGACGGUUCAAGGACCAGUGUAUACAUAAUAAUGGAAUGGCAAUAAAAUACACUGGGCAUUCAAGGAUGCUAAGUGUGCUACAUGAUCCGCUAGUCUGAAAUUAGCGGUUGACUGCGUGUGUUAAAUGCUUGGUGUCUACCCCUGAAUGCGAUGGUCGGAAAGUUUGCACACAUCCACUCGUGCAGGAAUUGUGUACAGAAAAUGAUGUUUCCUGUCGGACCAAUUAAUAAACAAUUGACUACAGGUGGAGCACGGGUAUCAUUGCGUCCUGGGCACAAUGGUUUGAGGACAAACAUAUGUUAGUAAUGAAAUAAUAAUAGUGUAUACAGUUUCACAGGUAUGAAAUGCCUGCAUUUUUAUAUUUUGUCAUUUAUUGCAUGACCAUUACGAUGGCAACACAUGUUAAUGUUGGUGCUUGUUUACAUAACUCAACAGUCAACCUGGGCCCCGUUCCUGCAUGAAUGAGUUGUUCGUACGCCUGCUUUCAACAGUAUUCCAGUUAUAUCACGGCGUGUCUGCUUAAAGCGUGUGUGUGUGUG
This is a messenger RNA of Haliotis rufescens (red abalone), 1793 nucleotides long. RefSeq lists its product as uncharacterized. Bases 409 to 825 code for a protein of 138 amino acids. The transcript has 6 exons. Gene Ontology annotation, cellular component: membrane. The record is from RefSeq and is a predicted model, not a curated record. Lineage: Eukaryota; Metazoa; Mollusca; Gastropoda; Lepetellida; Haliotidae.